AUGAGCAACCUGUUCGGUGCCUAUCCAGUAAGCAGCGAUGAAGAAAAGGAGCAAGGAGGAAAAGUGCAAGGAGGAAAGGAGCAAGGAGGAAAGGAGCAAGAAGGGAAGGAGCAAGAAGGGAAGGAGCAAGAAGGGAAGGAGCAGGGGAACACCGGAGAAACUGAUGGCGUAGACCGGACCAACCAACGGUUUGCGAUGCAGCAGACUGAUGGAGAGUCACGGAAGAGAAGCUUACAAAAAAAUCCGGAAUUGAACAAGGGAUUGAAUCAAGGUGAAGACGUGACCAAGCGGAACAAAACGGGAUCUCCUCAGGGGCGACCACUGGCCGCUCCUGUCGCCGGAGCGACAGUACAGUGGAUUGAAGAUAUGAAUCAGCAUGCUAAGGAAUACUGUCCCGUCAUGGUGUAUAGCACCAAAGCUAAGCUAGCCGAGAGUGAAACGGUAACCACUUUGUCGGUGGCGCCCAACGGAAGGCGCCUCGUGGUUGGUUCAGGCCGUGGAAAGGUGUUGAUGUUUUAUUUCGCCACCAUGGUCAAGGAUGGAAGUGUUGUAGAACAGUGGGCCGACUUUGAAGGUCUGCCGGUUUUAUUACUCAAGUAUGACCGUUCUACCAAGUUCUUGAUGAUCGCUGCCGGCGAACCGUUUGUAGAGAUCAGGAACAACGAUAACGCCGUCGUAUGGCAAACGUACAAAGGAGAUAUGUACGUACGGGACACAGCCAACACAUUUGGACACACGCACCGAGUGACAGACGGAUUCUGGCUCGAUGGUGACCACAUCAUGACAACUAGCGAAGAUACUACGGUCAGGGUAUUCAAUCGGAACUCCAAACCCAAAGGGCUGGACCAGCGAAUACCGUCUUCGUGCGUCUACAAGACUAUCGACCGGGAAAAUAAAAGUUUAACUAAGCAAACACGCGUGUGCUGCGCACAAAUGUACGACAACAAUAAAAUUUUGGUCGCUGGAUGCGCUGAUGGCAGCAUCCAGAUAUGGGACGGAACUUGGAGAAGUGGGAUCAAGUCCCAAAAGCCCAAGAAAGUCAUCCGACUCCAGGAAGUAGAACCUGUCGAAAAGAUUAUCAUAUGUAAUAUUGAACCGGCUCCUGAUCAUAGACCGCUUUCUGAUGGCAAUCCCGUUUCUGACGGUAGCCCCGUUCCUGCCGGUGACCCUGUUCCUGGCGGUAAAUCAAGAAAUAACCUGCCGUCCAGCUCUGGUCAGCUGAGAGUAUAUGCCAGAACUCCGACCACAAUAGCCUGUUUUGAUUUGUUCUCUGGAAGCUUGUUGAAAACCAUAAAGUUGUCAGGUAGUAGGUUGGGAAGGCCAUUGAUGGCGUUGUACUCCGCAAACAAGCACGACUCUUAUAUCCUGACUGUGGAUCACGACAAUAGAAUUGUCUGGUUCACAUUUGAGUUGGACUUUGUCAAAGCGCUGGAAUUACCUUGCAGCCUGGAGGAAGGAGAAGUGUUUAGCGCCUUGUAUGUUUCUCCCUCGUUGCAGCUAUUUGCAGGAACGAGCAAAGGGAAUCUCAUCGCCUAUUGGACAGAAGAAAACAAAGACCAGGGGGCCGGCCUGAUGAAGGAAGCGUCAUCCAAACCAGUGGAAUCAGCUGUGGCACAAACGGUGGAUUCAUCAUACAGUAUUUAUGAACUUCCGGAGCAUGUAAAAUACUACAAUGAUGACACAGUAAAGGAGUAA
This is a messenger RNA of Gregarina niphandrodes, 1695 nucleotides long. RefSeq names its product WD-repeat protein. Gene Ontology annotation, molecular function: protein binding. Gene Ontology annotation, biological process: regulation of DNA double-strand break processing. Bases 1 to 1695 code for a protein of 564 amino acids. Lineage: Eukaryota; Apicomplexa; Conoidasida; Eugregarinorida; Gregarinidae. Gene Ontology annotation, cellular component: nucleus; site of double-strand break. The record is from RefSeq and is a predicted model, not a curated record. The transcript has a single exon.